GUUCGAAGUCAGAAGCUCAAACAACAUCAGCGAUAAUGGCAAAAACCCGGACUGCAGUAACCGCAGCAUUCACAUCGGCAGUCGCACACGAUUCAACCGCACAGACAGCUUUCUUCCGCUAGAGACAUCAGACCGAACGACCAACGCACCAGCUCUGUCUGUCCAUAUUAUUAUGCAGUAUAUAAACAUGGCGAUUUAUCAACAUGCAUCAUCGCGAUAUGAUCAUCUGUAUAUAGAUGUCAAGUCGUAGUUGAUCUCUUCGAAAGGGAAAAAAGGGGAAAAGUCUUAUCGGGAUUUUAGGUUAUUAUACUAAGGCAUUAUACAAUAUAGCUUUUUAGUAUACAAUAUAGAUUAUCUGUAACGUUGUGCAUAAAAUAUCUAAAAUGCCAAGACCACAUGCCACUGAAGGAAACUGAUUGAACUAACCAAGAAUAAAGCGUCAGAAAAAUAUGGGAUACAAGAUCCCAGGGCCUGCCAUGGAUCGUGUUAGCCAACUUUGGCGGUUGAGGCGCCGGGCCCGACGAGGGGCCCUGUGCAUGGCACUGUUCUGUAUGACUAUGGCUCUCCUGUACACCUUUUGCGCUGAAAACAGCAUACCCGUCACAGAUGCCAUUUUCGGGGUGAAGGCGAGAACUCGAGCUCAGCCAAGAACGCACACAAUUGUUAAGGUAUUGCGGGGAACAGGAGGGUCGAAACCCAUGUAUACUGACCCUCAAAAGCUCCCAGGUGUUAUUCCUGGAGAUCCUCAAAAGCCUAUUCCCAUCCUGUCGUCUUCUAACUACUCAAUGGAGAGCGGUACUAAGGACCGCAACCUCAGGGGCAAACGAAGAGAGCGUGGGCUAUUUUACUGGCUUUUAUCACAACCACUGAGACGUGCUUUAGAGACUAUUUUUGGAGGCCGACGGAGAGGAGAUGCGGGUGCCGCAAAUGGGGAUGCUGUUGUUUUUGGGCCUAAUGGAGCACUCGGAGAGGUCUGGAAUGAAGAGAUGUCAAGUAGCAUGCUGGGAAAAAGGCUGAGGAAGGUGGUGCAGAACUAUCAGGCAAUGAAUAAAUAUGGAGUUCGUUACCCUGGACCUGAGAGUGCAGCACGUCGUUCUAAACUCAGUGGCCCUGAACUUCUUUGUCAAAUCAAGAAGAUGGUUCAGAUUGCAACUUUAACACCAGAUAUGGAGCCAUUUUCUGGGUUUCCUUGGGCCUCUCAGUUACCUCUGCGGCAAAUAACUGCUGAUAUCGGCCCAUUUAAGACCUGCGCAGUGGUAUCGUCUGCAGGUUCUCUCAAAAACUCUGGAUUAGGAAAGGAAAUAGAUGCACAUGAUGCAGUGAUACGGUUCAAUGCUGCACCAACAACAGGCUUUGAGAAAGAUGUGGGCUCUAAAACAACAGUGCGUCUGAUCAAUUCCCAGGUAAUGGCAUCUGAAGAUCACCAUUUCCUCUCCAGUUCUUUGUACAGUGCUGGGAUUUUAGUGAGCUGGGAUCCAGGCCCUUAUUCCUCUGAUCUACAGGAGUGGUUCAACAAGACAGAUUACCCUAUAUUUAAGCAGUAUCAGCGAUAUCGACGAUUACACCCUCAACAGCCAUUUUAUAUUCUGCACCCACGAAUGGAAUGGCAGCUGUGGCAGCGAAUACAAGACAAUAUGGUGGAGACGAUACAAAAAAACCCACCCUCAUCAGGCUUGUUGGGUAAAGUUUUAUUGAUGUAA
Messenger RNA from Sinocyclocheilus grahami, 1700 nucleotides. RefSeq names its product beta-galactoside alpha-2,6-sialyltransferase 1-like. Gene Ontology annotation, molecular function: beta-galactoside alpha-2,6-sialyltransferase activity. NCBI's taxonomy places the organism in Eukaryota, Metazoa, Chordata, Actinopteri, Cypriniformes, Cyprinidae. The transcript is spliced from 9 exons. Gene Ontology annotation, cellular component: Golgi apparatus. The coding region runs from base 450 to 1700 and encodes 416 amino acids. Gene Ontology annotation, biological process: sialylation. The record is from RefSeq and is a predicted model, not a curated record.